AUGACUUUCAGAUUGACCAAUUUGUUUAGGAGUUUUUCUAAAUUGGAUUAUUCGGUACGUCGUCAUGUGUCUCAGUAUUAUCCCAUAGAUGAGCAUAUUUUUGGACUCACUGAUGAUCAGAUACAGUUGAGAGACACGAUAUUCAAUUUUGCCCAAAGGGAGCUGGCACCUUUAGCAACAGAAAUCGAUAGGAAGAAUGUCUUCGAAAACUUGAGGUCUUUUUGGAGGAAACUUGGUGAUUUGGGCACAUUGGGCAUAACUGUCAAUCCCGAAUAUGGAGGAACUGGUGGAACAUAUUUGGACCAUGUAAUAAUCAUGGAAGAAUUGUCCAGGGCUUGUGGGGCUAUAGCUCUCAGCUAUGGAGCACAUUCAAACCUCUGCGUGAAUCAAAUACACAGGAAUGGAAACGAAUCACAGAAAAACAAGUAUUUACCAAAACUUUGCACAGGAGAACACAUGGGAGCUCUGGCGAUGUCUGAGCCAGGAUCAGGUUCUGAUGUGGUAUCCAUGAAACUAAGAGCUGAGAAGAAAGACGACCACUAUGUUCUCAACGGCACCAAAUUUUGGAUAACCAAUGGUUCAGAUGCUGAUGUUCUAGUUGUGUAUGCCAGGACAGAUCCAAAGUCGAAACCUCAGCAUGGUAUCACGGCUUUCAUAGUAGAAAAGGGUUAUGACGGAUUCAAAACGGGACAAAAACUGGAUAAGCUCGGAAUGAGAGGGUCCAGUACAUCAGAGCUAAUCUUCGAGGACUGCAAAGUGCCCAAAGAAAACGUGCUAGGAACCGUGAAUAAGGGUGUUUAUGUCCUCAUGAGUGGUUUGGAUUUAGAACGUUUAGUAUUGGCAGCUGGUCCAUUAGGAAUUAUGCAAGCUUGUUGUGACAUCGCCUUCUCUUAUGCGCAUGUCCGGAAGCAAUUCAACUCGAAAAUUGGACAAUUUCAACUAAUUCAGGGUAAACUUGCAGACAUGUACACCACUAUGAGUGCAUGUAGGAGUUAUUUAUACAGCGUUGCCAGAGCUUGUGAUAAUAAAAAAGUGAACCGGAAAGACUGUGCAGGUGUCAUUCUUUACUGUGCAGAAAAUGCUACUAGAAUGGCAUUGGAUGCUAUACAAAUUUUAGGGGGCAACGGAUAUAUAAACGAUUAUUCUACAGGACGUUACCUAAGAGAUGCAAAAUUGUAUGAAAUUGGGGCUGGAACUUCAGAAAUAAGAAGACUGUUAAUAGGAAGGACAAUUAACUCCGAAUAUGAAUAA
Molecule: messenger RNA, 1251 nt
Organism: Phaedon cochleariae (mustard beetle)
Lineage: Eukaryota; Metazoa; Arthropoda; Insecta; Coleoptera; Chrysomelidae
Source: the annotation of a GenBank genome assembly